GCAUUUUCUCCCUUUUUCUCCCAAUUUUUCCAAUUUAUACCCAAUUGCAUUACGCUUACUCUUCACUGGAGCUGAUCCCCACCCCGAUUGAGGAGAGUGAGACUGUCACACGCCCCCUCCGACACAUGUGCACAUGUGCGACUGCAUCUUUUCACUUGCACGAGCACGUUUAACCAACACAGUGUCAUCCUGUGUCACUUAGUGGUUUACUAGCUUGUUGGCCAUCACUGCUUUAAGAGCCACACACAGACUCACUUAUACAGAGACCCGGAGACCCUAAACCUGAGCACCAUGGAGAAAAAAAGUGCCACCAUUUAUCUGCUUGCCAUCUUAGGUGCAUUGUUGGUAACAACUACAAAUGGUGAUGAAAUAGGCAGUGCAAAUAAUAUUUCUUCAAACUCAGUUCCAAAGGCGAACUCCACAAAUGAUUCAGUUUCCCAACCUACAAACGAGACAGUAUCACCAGCAACAGAUGCUUCAGGCGAUGACCAAGAAUCAACAUCUUUCACUGCUCCAGAGUUGACAAUCACAAAUGUUUUAGGACCCAAUACAACCGCAACAGCAACACCAACAACAGUGGUUUACUAGUUUGUUGGCCAUCACUGCUUUAAGAGCCACACACAGACUCACUUAUACAGAGACCCGGAGACCCUAAACCUGAGCAACAUGGAGAAAAAAAGUGCCACCAUUUAUCUGCUUGCCAUCUUAGGUGCUUUGUUGGUAACAGCUACAUAUGGUGACAAUACAGACAGUACAAAAAAUAUUUCUUCAAACGGUAACAACACCAUCACCACCUUCAUUCUGAAGAUGCCAAAGGCGAACUCCACAAAUGAUUCAGUUUCCCAACCUACAAAUGGGACAGCAUCACCAACAACAGAUGCUUCAGGCGAUGACCAAGAAUCAACAUCUUUCACUGCUCCAGAGCCGACAAUCACGAAUGUUUCAGGACCCAAUACAACCCCAACAGCAACACCAACAACAGAACAUCCUGACAAAGACAACAAUACAGAAUCUCCAAGUGUUUCAGAAACUAAAUCUGCAGAUGCUUCAGGAACCCAAACAACCAUGAAAACAGCACGGACAACAAACACUGACCACAAAGACGUUUCAAAGCCCACAAAUGCCCCCAGCAACGGGAUUAAACCAGCAUCAAUGUUUAUAAUCAUCUUCAUCAUCGCCCUAGUGACCGUGAUACUUGCGAUUAUCUGCUGUGUUCGUUCAAAUCGCAGGCGUUCCUCUGAGGACAUUAAUGGUAAAGUUGGAGACCCUCAAAUUCCUCUUGCUUCAGUGGACCCGGAAUUGUGUGACUUCAGUUCAACUAAAGACAUGAAAACAUUUACUUUUGCUGAAAACUCUACCCCAGCAACUGAGACAGCAGAGACGACUGAUGAAAAAGCCACAGACAUGAAAACAUUAGCUGAAAACUCCACCCCAGCCACUGAGACAGCAGAGAAGACAAAGAAUGGAGAAAAUGAAGAAAAAGCUCCUGCUGAAGCUGACCAGCAGGUCAAGGAGUCCGCAGAAUCAGAGACCACUGCAACAUCUACUGAGAAACCAGCCGAACUGGUCGAUGUUGAUCUCACUGAUAAGAAACCACCAAUCACUGCCAACACUUCAACUGAGACUGUGGAAGACCCUCCUAGUGAGAACAACACCAACAUCCAGGCAUGAGCAGACGACUGAAGAGGAAAUGUCUAAUUUACGGAACUGGAAAAGAAGACUGCAUAACAUAAUGAAUUCAGAAAAAAGUGCAAAAUAAAAAUGUUCUUUUCUUUUUUAAGCUGAACAAUAGAAUAUUUAAAUACAUUGUGUAAUGUAAUAGAAAUCAAUCAACUGUGUUUAUUAUCUGCAAUUGCUGCACUAUAUUUGUAGUGUAGAGGGGCAGUACAGGGGUUUAUCAAAGGGGUUGGGUGCAUGGUUAGAAAUACUUAGGGGAUUGUUACUGUGUAAUUUGCUCAGUUUUAGGGACCUGGAGCAUUUGAUAAAUGGUGUAAAUGUAAAUGUGUUGUGAGAAUUUAUUUUUUGUAAGAUAACAUCUUUUGUACCUAUAUUAGAAAACCUGUGUGAUAAAUGUGAUAUUUUUAAUCUAGCUGUUUCAAGGCAAUGUAUUGUAUAGAUCUACUAAAUAUGCUCCAUGUGUGAUUUAUUACAAAUCAUGUUCAAUACUAGGAUUUCUUCUGUCCAUCUCUGUCCACUGCAACUUCAGUAUUUCUGAAAUAUUAAACUAUGAGUCUAUCAAGCCAUUGAAUUCAGUAUCUAGUAGUAGUUUAACUUAAUAAUGAAAUAUAUUUUUGGCUAUUGCACACGGCAUCCAUUUUUUUUCCAAAAAAGACCUGGAAUGCUGAUUCAUCUGACCACAAUCCACGUUUCCACUGUGUGAUGGUCCAUCCUAGAUGCCUCCGAGCCCGGAGAAGUCAACGCGGCUUUUUGCACAGUAAAGUUUUAAGUGCCAUUUGUGCAGUAACUCUGUAUUGUAGAGCUUGACAAAGGUUUGCCAAAGUAAUCCCUCACCCAUGUGGUUAUAUCAGUUAUUGUUGAGUGGCGGUUCUUGAUGCAGUGCCGUCUGAGGGAUUAAAGAUCAAGGGCGUUCAGCUUAAGCUUGCACACUUGACCUUUACGCACUGAAAUUCCUUCCAAUUCCUUGAAUGGUUUAAUGAUAUUAUGCACUGUAGAGGGAGAAAUUACAAUGUGUUGCAGGCCUGAAAUGCAUGAAUGGAGGUAUAUUAAUAAAUUAAUUCAAACUGUCUGAAUCAAAUAAAAGUAAAUGUGAGAAA
Molecule: messenger RNA, 2774 nt
Organism: Trichomycterus rosablanca
Lineage: Eukaryota; Metazoa; Chordata; Actinopteri; Siluriformes; Trichomycteridae
Product: mucin-2
Exons: 17
Coding region: 667-1671 (334 amino acids)
Source: RefSeq, a predicted model, not a curated record